CACUGAGUUGUACACCAAGAUGUCUCAACUCUUGACAAGUAUGGCCACCAUCAUGGAUAUUUUCUACACAUACUGUGGCAAAGAUGAGGAGUGUGACACAAUGAACCAAAGUGAACUGAAGGAAUUUCUGGAAAAAGAGUUGCAGUUUAUUCUGAAGAAUCCAGAUGAUCCUGAAACCAUAGAUAUAAUGAUGCGUAAUAUGGAUCUAGAUCAUAAUAAGAAAAUAGACUUCCCAGAGUUCCUACUGCUGGUAUUCAAGCUGAUAAUGAUUUUAAACAAAACCUUCAAGAAGGAGUACUGCCAAAGUCAUACAGAAGAGCAGAGUGAAAAAGAAGAGGAAGAAGAAUCAGAUUCCAGCAAGUCAAGUAGGAAUAGCAAACAGGGACGAAAGAAACAAAAUUCAAGGACAAGGCACUCAAGAAGACAUAGAGGGAAAGAAUAUGAAUCUGACUCUGAGAACUCAAGUCAGCAUCGUGGAAAAAAAUGCAGAUCCAAAAAGAAUCAAGAAGAUGACUUAAAGAAACAAAAAAGUUCAGAAUCUGACUCAGAUCAUUCUCCAAGUUCUAAGCAACAGGGCUCUAGAACAAGUCACUCUUCCAGUUCUGGGAGACAUAGUUCAGGUUCAAGUCAAUCCUCAAAAUCUGGUAAACAUGAGUCAGGUUCAGGUCAGUCAUCAAGCAGCAAGGGACAUGGAUCUAGUUCAAGUGGCAAGUCAAACAGUUCUGGAGGAAGAGGACAUAGCUCCAGUUCCCACCAAUCCUCCAGUUCUGAUAGCCUUGGAUCAGGCUCAGGGUCUGGCUCUGACUCUGGCUCUGGCUCUGAAUCUGACUCACAGUGUGGCUCUGAUCACUCUUCAGGCUCUAAGCAACAGAGAUCUAGAUCAGGUCAUUCCUCCAGCUCUGGCAAACAUGGUUCAAGUUCAGGUCAAUCCUCCUCUCAGAGAAGACAUAGGACUCAAUCGGGGGAGGAAUCAGAAAGCAGUGGAGGAAAAAGAAGCAGUUCUGCUUCACAUAAGUCCUCUAGCUCAGGGAAAUGUGGCUCUGGCUCUGGAUCCAGUCAGUCCUCUAAAUCUGGCAAACAUGAGUCAGGUUCAGGUCAUUCAUCAAGCAGCAAGGGACAUGGAUCUAGUUCAGGUGGAAAGUCAAACAGCUCUGGAGGAAGAGGACAUAGCUCCAGUUCCUCCACUUCUCAGAGACAUCGCUCUGGCUCUGGCUCUGGAUCUGGCUCUAGCUCUGGUUCUGAAUCCUGUUCAUGCUCAGGCUCAGAAUCUGGCUCAGGUCACUCCUCAGGCUCUAAGCAACAGGGAUCCAGAUCAGGCCAUUCCUCCAGCUCUGGAAGACAUGGUUCAACCUCGGGCCAAUCCUCCUCUCAGAGAAGACACAGGUCCAGCUCAGGGGAGGAAUCAGUGAGCUCUGGCCAGAAAGGACAUAGUAGUUCCAGUUCCCAUCAGUCCUCUAGCUCUAGCCAGUAUGGCUCAGGAUCAGGGCGGUCAUCUAGCAGCAAGGGACAUGGAUCUAGUUCAGGGAAACAUUCAGGAAGCUCUGGAGCCAAGGGAGGCAGUUCCAGCUCCCAUCAAUCCUCCAGCUCUGGCCAAUAUGGCUCUGGCUCUAAAAGCUCUGGCUCUGGAUCCUGUUCAGGAUCAGGCUCAGGCUCAGGCUCAGGUUCAGGCUCCAGUAAGUCCUCUAGCUCUGGCCAAUAUGGCUCUGGUUCUAAAAGCUCUGGCUCUGGAUCCUGUUCGGGAUCGGGCUCAGGCUCAGGCUCAGGCUCAGGCUCAGGCUCAGGCUCAGGCUCCAGCAAGUCCUCUAUCUCUGGCCAAUAUGGCUCUGGCUCUAAAAGCUCUGGCUCUGGAUCCUGUUCAGGCUCAGGCUCAGGCUCAGGCUCAGGCUCAGGCUCAGGCUCAGGCUCAGGCUCAGGCUCAGGCUCUAGUAAGUCCUCUAUGUCUGGCCAAUAUGGCUCUGGCUCUAAAAGUUCUGGCUCUGGAUCCUGUUCAGGCUCAGGCUUAGGCUCAGGCUCAGGCUCAGGCUCAGGCUCAGGCUCAGGCUCAGGCUCAGGCUCAGGCUCUAGUAAGUCCUCUAUCUCUGGCCAAUAUGGCUCUGGCUCUAAAAGCUCUGGCUCUGGCUCAGGAUCUAGCUCAGGCUCAGGCUCAGGCUCAGGCUCCAGUAAGUCCUCUAUCUCUGGCCAAUAUGGCUCUGGCUCUAAAAGCUCUGGCUCUGGCUCAGGAUCUAGCUCAGGCUCAGGCUCAGGCUUAGGCUCUAGUAAGUCCUCUAUCUCUGGCCAAUAUGGCUCUAGCUCUAAAAGCUCUGGCUCUGGAUCCUGUUCAGGCUCAGGCUCAGGCUCAGGCUCAGGCUCAGGCUCAGGCUCAGGCUCAGGCUCAGGCUCAGGCUCCAAUAAGUCCUCUAGCUCUGGUCAAUAUGGCUCAGGUUCAGGUCACUCAUCAAGCAGCAAGGGACAUGGGUCUAGUUCAGGUGGCAAGUCAAACAGCUCUGGAGGAAGAGGACAUAGUUCCAGUUCCUCCACUUCUCAGAGACAUCGCUCUGGCUCUGGCUCUGGAUCUGGCUCUGGAUCCUGUUCAUGCUCAGGCUCAGAAUCUGCCUCAGAAUCUGGCUCAGGUCACUCUUCAGGCUCUAAGCAACAGGGAUCCAGAUCAGGCCAUUCCUCCCGCUCUGGCAGACAUGGUUCAAGCUCAAGCCAAUCCUCUCAGAGAGGACACAGGUCCAGCUCAGGGGAGGAAUCAGUGAGCUCUGGCCAGAAAGGACAUAGUAGUUCCAGUUCCCAUCAGUCCUCUAGCUCUAGCCAGUAUGGCUCAGGAUCAGGGCAGUCAUCUAGCAGCAAGGGACAUGGAUCUAGUUCAGGGAAACAGUCAGGAAGCUCUGGAGCCAAGGGAGGCAGUUCCAGCUCCCAUCAGUCCUCUAGCUCUGGAAAAUAUGGUUCUGGCUCUGGCUCUGGAUCAUGUUCAGGCUCAGGCUCAGGCUCAAGCUCCAGUAAGUCUCCUAGCUCUGGUCAGUGUGGAUCAGGAUCAGAUCAGUCAUCAAGUAGCAAAGGGCAUAGAUCUAGUUCAAAAGGCAAGAUAGGCAUUCCUGCAAGAGAAGGAGAUAGUUCCAGUUCACACCAAUCUUCCAGCUCUGGGCAACAUAGCUCAGGCACUGGCUCUGACUAUGGCUAUGGCUAUGGCAGUAGUCAGUCCUCUAUCUCUGGUCAGUGUGGAUCAGGAUCAGAUCAGUCAUCAAGUAGCAAAGGGCAUGGUUCUAGUUCAGGAAAAGAAUCUGAAAGCUGUGGAAGUAAAGGAGAGAGAUUUGAAUCAUAUUAGUUUUCUAGCUCAAAAAAGUAUGUCUCUGGUUCUGGUUGUAUUUACUUUGCUAACUUAUCAACAAAGAUCUAGUUUAGGUCAGUAAUCAAGUAGCAGGAGACAUGGAUCCAAUUCAAGUUGCAAGUCAGAAAGUUCUGGUGGUCAAGAGAGUAUUUCACAUGUAAAACCUUUUUCAGAUUGCUUGCAUUUUAAGUGAAGAGACAACAUAGGGAGGAAGGGAAUGAAUUUGGAUUGCAAAAUGUCAAAAACAAAUCUUAAAAAUUGUCUCUACGUGCAAUUGGGAAAAACACAAUAAAAUAUAAGAUAUUUUUUUAAGUAUCUCUUACUUUUUAAGUGAUAGUGAAGUCACAGGUGCUAUUUCCCUCCAAACCACAAGAAACAAAUUUAAUGAUUGGUUCAUCACUCUAUACAAUGCACAAAUAGUCAAGCAAUGUUGAUUUCAGCAUAAAGAGAGAACAGGAAUCUUGCUAUAAGUUGCCACAUUCUAGUUCUAAAUGAUCCAUGUUCUUCUUCUAGUUAACCAGAUGCAGUGGCUAAUAUACACUAUAUUUCCAUGAUUCUUCUUAGUAAUAGGUAUCCAUUUAUGGGAAGGGACCUAUUCAUUUUUUCACUCCACCUUUCAUAUAUUUUUGAUAAUUACUAUAUCAUAGAGUAUGAAUGGUAUUACUUAAUUAUAUGCCCUCAGGAGCCUGACCAAUGAAAUUAGCAAAGAAAUGAAAAACACAAGCUGUGACCCACUCUUUCAUUAUAACACUUCUAGUAUCAGAGACUCUUUUUUUUAAUCAUUCUUUCAUUCAGCAUAGAAUUUUAUGAUUUAAUUUCUAUUUGCUCUUGAUUUCUUCUAGCUAUGCUAUUUAGUAAUAUAGCUUAUAGAUUCCUUUAUUAGCAUAUUGUGAAAGGCAUACAUUAAAUGAGGUAAUUAUCCCUGUAAUUGAUUAGGAAAUCAAAUUAGUAAGUUUCUUGGGUGCUUGGCAUAAUAAUGGGAUUAUUCUUCAUUUGAGAACUCAAUUUAUGUAAAUUGACGGAUAUGGUUGAUCAAUAAUCUCCAGAUCACUAAAGAUAAUUGACUAGAUUCUCAGUCCUGAAAGCCAAGUUUGUAUUUCUAUCCUAUUGUUCCAUGCUGUGGGAAAAUGGGUGUGGACCAUCAAAGAAAAAAGAAGAGAUGCAUCUUCAGCAUUUUUAAAGCUCAUUAUGGUCACCAAACCCUGAUUCCUUUAAAGCAUCUUAGAUAAGCAAAUCAACAAUUUAAAAGGGAAACUGGCACCAUGCCUUUCUCCAGCAGAAGUUGAUAAUGUGGUUAUAGUUGAAAGACAGAAAUUUCUCUGAUACUGUUCCAAAGAGCAGAAAUGUGAACUCUAACAACAUUAACAGAUUAACAGAAACAAUUGCAGACUGGAUAGAAAAUCAGAAAAUUAUUCAUGGACCUCUGGCAUUAGACUACUUCUUCCCUUCAUCAGCCUUUUUUCCCUAAAGAGCAUUAUCUAUAAGGAAUAUAUUGUUAUUGUAGCUCUUAUAAUUCAUUGCAUCAACCUCAAGAUUACUGAACCUUCCUUUAGGACAUUUGGUAAAUUUUCAAAACUGAAUUUCACUGAA
This is a messenger RNA of Monodelphis domestica (gray short-tailed opossum), 4900 nucleotides long. RefSeq lists its product as uncharacterized. Gene Ontology annotation, molecular function: calcium ion binding; transition metal ion binding. Gene Ontology annotation, biological process: establishment of skin barrier. The record is from RefSeq and is a predicted model, not a curated record. Lineage: Eukaryota; Metazoa; Chordata; Mammalia; Didelphimorphia; Didelphidae. Gene Ontology annotation, cellular component: cornified envelope; keratohyalin granule.